AUGCUUCCUGUCAACAGCACCAUCUUCUCUUACUUUCUGGUCACAGGCAUCCCAGGGCUGGAGGACCUGUACAUCUGGAUAUCUGUUCCCUUCUGUGCCAUGUUUCUCAUUACCCUAGUGGCCAAUUGGACCAUUGUGACUGUUAUCUGGUCGGAGCAGACUCUCCAUGCCCCUAUGUACCUCUUCCUAGCCAUGCUAGCUGCCUCUGAUCUGGGCCUGUCUCUCUUCACAUUCCCCACCAUGUUGAGAAUCUUUUUGCUGGAUGCACGAGAGAUGACGGCCUCUGCCUGCUUUACUCAAAUGUUCUUUAUUCACACUUUCCAAGAUCUCGAAUCAGCUGUCAUUCUGGCAAUGGCCUUUGACCGCUAUGUGGCCAUUUCUCACCCGCUGCAUUAUCACUCCAUUCUCACCAAUGGUGUGAUUGUCAGGAUAGGUUUGGCUAUUGCUGUGCGAACUUUGACUGUACAGGUGCCUCUCCCCAUCCUGUUGAGGAGGCUGAACUUCUGCCACUCCAACGUACUUUCUCAUUCCUACUGCCUGCAUCCUGACAUCAUAAAGCUCUCCUGCUCUAAUACCAGGGUCAACAGCAUCUUUGGACUAUUUGUGAUGCUGUCCACCAUGGGACUUGACUUCCUCCUCAUUCUCCUCUCCUAUGUGUUAAUCCUGAAAACUGUACUGAGCAUGUCUUCCCACACUGGCCGCCUCAAGGCUCUCAACACCUGCAUCUCUCACCUAUGUGCUGUGGUCCUCUUCUUCACACCUAUGAUCUGCUUAUCUAUGCUACACCGCUUUGGUCCUAGGCUCCCUCCAUAUGUCUAUGUGACCUUGGCAAACAUGCACUUCUUCAUUCCUCCUGUGAUGAACCCCAUUGUCUAUGUGGUGAAAACCAAGCAGAUACGAGACAAAAUUCGGAAGCUCUUCAUUAAAAAAGCACAUGAAAAAGCCCAUGUCACAUCUAUAACAUAA
Messenger RNA from Nannospalax galili (Upper Galilee mountains blind mole rat), 966 nucleotides. RefSeq names its product olfactory receptor 51G2-like. The transcript has a single exon. Gene Ontology annotation, cellular component: membrane. Gene Ontology annotation, biological process: G protein-coupled receptor signaling pathway. Gene Ontology annotation, molecular function: G protein-coupled receptor activity; olfactory receptor activity. Lineage: Eukaryota; Metazoa; Chordata; Mammalia; Rodentia; Spalacidae. The record is from RefSeq and is a predicted model, not a curated record. The coding region runs from base 1 to 966 and encodes 321 amino acids.